AUGCGCACAGCUUUCGCAUUGAAGUGGUCCGUUUUACUGGCCCUGGCCGCCCCCGCCCUUGCGCAGAGUCAGUCGGUGGUCGCCACCGAGGUCACGAGUGCCACAGAUGUCGUCGUCUCCGACGCACCCGUUGACAGCAGCACCGACACUGGCGCUGGGUCGACUCCUACUGUGGCCAACCUCACGCCCACUGCAUCGCCUGCCACUGAGACUGGCUCGGCUGGCGGCAUGAAUGGCACCACCGGCGGAACGAACGGCACCGCCGGCGGUCUCGGAUCUUCACUCAACCUCUCCGCUAGAUGCUUGGCUGCCGUUGAGAAGGCACUCAGUGCGGACAGUGCGACUGGUCAAUGCCUCCACACUACCAUUCUCUGGGCUUCCGCCAGCUCAAACUCAACUGCCUCAAACUCGACUGCCUCAAACUCGACGGUCCCAGACUCGACUGCUGCAAACUCGACUGCUUCAAACUCGACUGCUUCAAACUCAACUGCGUCUCCCUUCGUCUCCAAAGUUGAGGAGUACCUCAACGCUACGUGCAUGUCUGCGCCAUGCACCAAUGCGACCAUCUCCAACGCUACCUCCAUUCUCAUCCAAGAGUGUUCCGAGGACCUCACAACCUGGAACAUUUCCGUCGACACGGUGAACAAGUAUGCCCAGCUCUAUCCACUUGUCCGCGAGGUGGCCUGCCUCAAGACCUCGGACCCGUUCACUGCUGCCGGAAACUCGUCUUCGUCCAACACUACCACUACCCCGCCAGUCAUGACUAGCACCGCUCUGGCUACACCCGUCGGAACACCCGUCGUAGCCUCAACUGGUGAGGCCAGUAACCAGACGGUGGCUGUCAACCGUCGGCAGGCGACCGACACGGCAAACAGCGGACCCGCGACUGUUGCUGGUAAUGCCUCGGUCCCGACUGGCGCGGCCUCUGCCAUUCCCGCGACUACGUCGGUCUCCGGCUCUGACAACAGCACGACUGUUGGUACUUCCGAGUACUGCCUCAUUUCAAUCAUCGACGAGAUCCAGGCUCUGCUGGGUACUGAGGGCCUCUCCCUUGCCAACCUCACCCAGCUGCUCAUCCCCGGUAGUCUAAUGCGCAACUCGACCGCCUCGACUUCGGAGGGUAACCCUUCGUCUGACAACUCGACUACCCCUGUCGUGGGCAACUCGACCGCUUCGUUGGCGCCAAUGGCCUCCGCGACCCCGGCGACCUCGUCAAACACCACCUCGGCGAACUCCACCUCUGCAACCUCUACUUCGAGCACCUCACCCCCGAAGCCCACUACCCUCCUCCCUUUGAUCAUGGAGGUUCUCUGCAAUGACUGCAUCUACGCGGCCGCCGACCUAGUGUCCCAGUCUGCCUCUUGGCUCAUUGAGACGGGUAUCUCUGGCAACAUCACCGUGCUCGACUAUCUCAAGGCGAGGUGCGGAGCUGAGGGAUACAUCCCCACGACGAACGGUACUCUCCCACAGACCAUCAGCCCCUCGGCCCAGAACAGCACCUACGGUUUCCCCAUCACGUUCUUUGACCCCAUGACUGGUAACUGGACCACGACGACCCCGCAGACCAACAGCACGGACAUCAACGCCGUAAAUGGAACCGCUACGGCGUCGCUUAACGGAACCGCUACUGCCACUGGUGUUGUCUCCGGGACCGAUGCGAGCACGCCUGCAGUCACCACUCCUGUCGUUUCGACUGAGACUGCUGCUGUUGUGUCAACCCAGGUAGCUGGCGCGACUGACACGGUUGCAGUGGACCCAACUGCCACCGAGUCUGCCACGGCCGGCGCCUCGCUCGGCGUCCGCAGUCGCAAGGUCUACCGCGGCCCGGGUCGCACCAAGGCGUAA
Molecule: messenger RNA, 1845 nt
Organism: Apiotrichum porosum
Lineage: Eukaryota; Fungi; Basidiomycota; Tremellomycetes; Trichosporonales; Trichosporonaceae
Exons: 3
Coding region: 1-1845 (614 amino acids)
Source: RefSeq, a predicted model, not a curated record